UACACUACCCUCGGCCCAAAUGCGAAACUCGGCAUCUUUUUUAAAAUAAGACAACCCCUCUCCAUUGCUUAGCUCCCUCAAUGAAAAUGGAGGGAAAGCUUCCUGGUUCGCCGCACUUUGAAGUAUUGAGAAGAAUGAAAGAGUUUACUCGAUCCAUUGUUGAAGAUCUCGCGAACAACCGCUCGCCAAUCAUUCGCAUUGAUCGGUUCAGAAAUUACUGCACAGAUGAUUCUGGAAAUUGCUAUUGCAGCUCUGGCUUGUCAAAUGGGAAGGAAUUCGUUACACUGAAGAGGGAAUGCCAUGCCUGCAGGCUAGAUGUUCUGUUAAGGGUGUUACAAAUUGUUCAGCAACUUCUACAAGAAAAUCGUCAUGGUUCAAAAAGAGACAUUUUUUACAUGCACCCUUCUGUUUUUAAAGAACAAGCAACUGUUGACCGAGCAAUUAAUGAUAUUUGCAUACUUCUGCAAUGCAGUCGACAUAACUUGAAUGUGGUUUCAGUUGGGAAUGGGUGAGUACUCAUGUAGAAUGAGAACAAUUCUCAUUUAUAAUGAUACCAUUACUACUUUCUAAGGCUGUUUUGACCAUAAUAUUAGAGCAUCAGUUUGAUUAUUCAAAUUGGUGAUGGGCUGGCUGCAAUUCGUAGAAGCCGGGAGAAAAUUUGAUUGUAUUAACAGUCCAAACACAGCACAUCCCAUUCCCGUUUAUGUAGAAGAGGUUGAAAAUAUUAUCAGUGUUGCCCAGUAUAUUUUAGUUGUGGAAAAAGAAUCAGUAUUCCAGCGACUAGCAAAUGAUCAAUUCUGUAAAAGAAAUCAUUGCAUUGUCAUCUCCGGGAGAGGCUAUCCUGAUGUUCCCACAAGGAGAUUCCUGCAGCUCCUCACUGAGAAACUGUGCCUGCCUACAUAUUGCCUAGUAGAUUGUGAUCCGUAUGGCGUUGACAUCUUGGCAACAUACCGAUUUGGCUCCAUGCAAAUGGCGUAUGAUGCGAAAUUUCUACGUGUCCCUGGGAUAAGGUGGCUUGGAGCUUUUCCUCUUGAUUGUGAUACCUAUUGUGUUCCAAAGCAAUGCCUUUUGCCCUUGACAGAAGAAGAUAAGAGGAGAGCUCAGGCAAUGUUACAAAGAUGUUACAUGCAAAGAGAAGUGCCUAAAUGGAGGAUUGAAAUAGAGGUGCUGCUAGAGAAAGGAGUCAAGUAUGAGCUUGAAGCGUUAUCUGCCUGCUCACUUUCAUUUUUGACGGAGGAGUACAUACCUUCUAAGAUUCAAGGAGGAGGGUAUAUAUGAGACAUAUUUACCACCGUACCAUUCUUCUCUACCGGCUACCCUUAUAAGUACUUUUUUGGUUUUAUUCCUGGGCAAAGGGUAUUAAAGUUAUUUUGGAAAGUCAGAAGUCGACAGUUCACAAGUGUGGUAGUAACUGAUAGCAACUCGAAAGCUAUUGCUGUUUAAAAAUUUUACUAUCAAGUUUUGUUUUGAACUUUUCCAGUUAUGGGAGGAAGCAUUGAUAAAGGUUAUGCCUUAUG
Cuscuta campestris is the source of this 1517-nucleotide messenger RNA. The record is from the annotation of a GenBank genome assembly. NCBI's taxonomy places the organism in Eukaryota, Viridiplantae, Streptophyta, Magnoliopsida, Solanales, Convolvulaceae.